UUCCCAGUGUGCCCUGCGCGUCGCGGCCUUGUUCGCGCCUUGAGCCCGCGGAGGAGCCGCUGCUGCUGCCGCCAUGUCCGACUAUCCCGGAGCCCAGACCGGGAACCGCAAGGACGCGUUCGCUGAUGCCGUACAGAGGGCUAGGCAGAUUGCAGCAAAAAUUGGCGGUGAAGCCACCGGAGGCGUUAACAACACCCAGGAAUUUAAUUUUGGUGGUCAGAAAAGGCAGUUAGAAGAUGGAGACCAACCAGAGUGCAAAAAAAUGGCAACACAAAGUGAACCGAUCGCCCCACCUCUUACUCCAGUACAUCAACCUCGGUCCUCGUCGAUGACUGAAGAGUAUCGUGUGCCUGACGGCAUGGUGGGACUGAUCAUUGGCCGCGGAGGAGAGCAAAUAAACAAGAUCCAGCAAGAGUCGGGAUGUAAAGUUCAGAUCUCCCCAGACAGUGGAGGACUCCCGGACAGGGUUGUGUCACUAACUGGCUCCCAAGAAGCUGUGCAAAAGGCAAAGAUGAUGCUGGAUGAUAUAGUAGCUCGGGGUCGUGGAGGACCACCCGGCCAGUUCCACGACAGUGCCAAUGGACAGAACGGUUCCUUACAAGAGAUCAUGAUCCCUGCUGGCAAAGCAGGUCUCAUUAUCGGGAAGGGGGGAGAAACGAUCAAACAGCUACAAGAACGUGCAGGAGUCAAGAUGAUCCUUAUACAAGAUGGCUCACAGGGCACAAAUGUUGAUAAACCUCUGCGUAUUGUAGGAGAGCCCUUCAAAGUGCAGCAAGCCUGUGAGAUGGUCAUGGAUCUCUUACGAGAACGAGAUCAGGCGAAUUUCGGUGACAGAAAUGAGUAUGGCUCCCGAGGAGGAGGAGGUGGUGGCGGUGGUGGUGGUGGAGGAGGAGGAGGAGGCGGCGGCGGCAUAGAUGUUCCAGUUCCCCGACACUCAGUUGGGGUUGUGAUAGGGCGGAAUGGAGAAAUGAUCAAAAAAAUUCAGAAUGACGCUGGAGUCAGGAUACAGUUUAAACAAGAUGAUGGGUCCGGCCCUGAUAAGAUUGCACACAUUAUGGGUCCCCCAGAUAGAUGUGAUCACGCAGCCAGGAUAAUCGGUGACCUGUUGCAGAGUUUGAGAAGUGGUCCACCAGGACCUCAAGGCCCUGGCAUGCCACCUGGUGGCAGAGGAAGGGGCCGAGGGCAAGGGCCAUGGGGACCUCCCGGAGGAGAAAUGACCUUUUCCAUACCCACUCAUAAAUGUGGUCUAGUUAUUGGUAGAGGCGGUGAAAACGUGAAGGCAAUUAACCAACAGACUGGGGCAUUUGUGGAGAUCUCGCGGCAGCCGCCACCCAACGGCGACCCGAACUUCAAAAUGUUCAUUAUCCGCGGCUCACCCCAACAGAUUGACCAUGCCAAACAGCUUAUCGAAGAGAAGAUUGAGGGUCCCUUGUGUCCGAUUGGUCCCGGCCCUCCUGGUCCAGCUGGCCCCAUGGGUCCAUUUAACCCAGGUCCUUAUCCGCCUGGACCCCCAGGAGCUCCACCACAUCCGGGCCCUCCGCCGCCUCCACCUCCUCAACAGUACCCCCCACACGGUUGGGGCAGCACGUAUCCCCAGUGGGGGCAGCCUCCAGCCCCUCACGACCCCACAAAACCUCCUGCCCCCACAGACCCCAGUGCCGCCUGGGCCGCUUACUACUCGCACUACUACCAACAGCCACCUGCUCCUGUCCCCGGGCAGCCCCCUGCCGUCCCUGUUCCUCCACCUCAAGGAGAGCCUCCUCAGCAGCCCCCUCCUGCCAGCCAGCCCGACUACACAAAGGCUUGGGAGGAAUAUUACAAGAAGAUGGGUCAGCAGACGGCUCAGCCCACAGGACAGCCGGAUUACACAAAGGCCUGGGAAGAAUAUUACAAGAAACAAGCCCAAGCAGCAGCAGCUCCUGGUGCUCCUGUGGCAGCCACAGCGGCAGCUGCCACCGCAGCAGUGGCGUCAGCUGUUCCACCAACAGCACAACCAGAUUACAGUGCGGCAUGGGCAGAAUAUUAUAGGCAGCAGGCAGCAUACUAUGGACAGGCACCAGGAGCGCCACCCACGCAGCCUCCUCCGGCACAGCCGGGGCCACAGGCCCAGUGAAUGUCACCACUUGCCGUCACUCAUUGCCAGUCUGGAGAUGGGAGCCUCUGUUGCUGACCUCAGUGAGGGGAGAAGCUGUUUGAGAAGUCCCCUAGUUGUAUUUUUAUUUUAUUUUUUUUAGGACAUUUUCCUGUUUUGUCCUUCAUCCUUUAUCAGUUUUUCAUCUUGGCCCCCGUGGAAGUCCAUUCAGUGACAGGGCAGGUUCUAGACAUUAGGACUAAUCUGAGUGCCUCCCGUCCACUCACCCCCAGCAGUUACAAAACACGGUUUUAUUCACUGGAGCUGCCUGUGAGUAAUUAAAUAUAUCUAUUAUUUUUUAUGUAAGGAGAUUAUCCCCCCCUCCCCCGAUGUCCCCGUGCUUUUAGUUGGUUGAACAUUCCCUGGUGACAUCCCCCAUGCUGUCUGCUGGUCCCACACCUGCAGCUGGGGCCUUGUGAAGUGCGCCGGUCCCGCCCGCAAAUGGGGGGGUCGUGAUGUGUUUUGUCUGUUCAGAGACAUGGAAACUGUACGCUGAGUUUUUACUUUUUAUUGCCUGUUUUUAACUUCACAAUAAACAAUGACAAAACUC
Molecule: messenger RNA, 2681 nt
Organism: Bufo gargarizans (Asiatic toad)
Lineage: Eukaryota; Metazoa; Chordata; Amphibia; Anura; Bufonidae
Gene: KHSRP
Product: KH-type splicing regulatory protein
Exons: 20
Coding region: 74-2113 (679 amino acids)
Biological process (GO): regulation of DNA-templated transcription
Cellular component (GO): cytoplasm; nucleus
Molecular function (GO): mRNA binding
Source: RefSeq, a predicted model, not a curated record